GCCUCUCAGACAAAAGGGGCGUGUCAGACACGUGCUAUCGCGAGAUCACCGCCAUCAUCCGCUAAAUAUCGCGAUAUCAUCGUAUGCGGCUUAUUGCAGCCAAGUCCUUCCUGUUCCUUCAGGUCGAUUGGAGAAGAGAACCCUUCCAGGAGAACUGCGUGUUGAUCAUGGGGAACCUCUUUGGGAAUCUGCUGAAGAGCCUGAUAGGGAAGAAGGAGAUGAGGAUCCUCAUGGUGGGGCUGGACGCCGCCGGGAAGACCACCAUCCUGUACAAACUCAAACUGGGGGAGAUCGUCACCACCAUCCCCACCAUCGGGUUCAACGUGGAGACGGUGGAGUACAAGAACAUCAGCUUCACCGUGUGGGACGUGGGCGGGCAGGACAAGAUACGCCCCCUCUGGAGACACUACUUCCAGAACACCCAGGGUCUGAUCUUCGUGGUGGACAGUAACGAUCGUGAGCGGGUGAACGAGGCACGGGAGGAGCUCAUGAGGAUGCUGGCCGAAGAUGAGCUCAGAGACGCCGUGCUCCUCAUCUUCGCCAAUAAGCAGGAUUUGCCGAAUGCCAUGAACGCUGCCGAGAUCACGGACAAGCUGGGUCUGCACUCCCUCCGCCACCGCAACUGGUACAUCCAGGCCACCUGCGCCACCAGCGGGGACGGCCUCUACGAGGGCCUCGAUUGGCUGGCCAAUCAGCUGAAGAACAAGAAGUAAAGGUCUUAACGAGGAGAAGCAGCAGGAGUGGACACUUGAGGUUUUUGGAAGUCCAUGGGGGGGGGGGGGGGGGGGGGGAUAGGGGGGGUUGUGUGUAAUAAGUAUGAGGGUGUGAGAGAGUGGGCACAUUUCUACUUGUUUUCGAAGCUUUGAUUUUUUUGCGGUUCUUAAGGAAACGAAAUAUCAUAUCUGUAUUUAUUUAUAGCCACAUUAACGCAGACACACCCACAGACACUCGCUCCUCCUGAGUGGCGUCUCACAGCUGUGAUGGAGGAGCUGCUCUCUUGCUCUGUGGUCACAGGGUUCAGAAGAGCCCUCAUAGCUUUGUGUCUUCAUCAUUCCUCCAGCGCUCAUGCUCUCAGUAUUUGGUGGGCAGUGGUGAUGCACUUUGAUACCCAGAUGCACGUGUGAGUGGCCGUUAAUUUCUGUGCGCUUAUUAACAAGCUUUUGGCCACUUAACCACGACUCGUGACAGGGAACAGCCCUGGUUGCUCAGUCUGGACUGACGGAACCGCCAUGGGCAGCGUGAGGUCCUGGUUCCUCAGAGCAGCGCGGGAACCUGGUUCCUCAGAGCAGCGCGAGAACCUGGUUCCCUCAGAGCAGUGUGAGAACCUGGUUCCUCAGAGCAGUGCGAGAACCUGGUUCCUCAGAGCAGCGCGAGAACCUGGUUCCUCAGAGCAGCGCGAGAACCUGGUUCCUCAGAGCAGUGUGAGAACCUGGUUCCUCAGAGCAGUGUGAGAACCUGGUUCCUCAGAGCAGUGUGAGAACCUGGUUCCUCAGAGCAGUGUGAGAACCUGGUUCCUCAGAGCAGCAUAAUGUACUCAGAAUAUAAUCUUUCAUCUUGUCAUCUAUUUAAGGUCUUGUGUGAAGAUAUUCGUGCACAUGCAAAAGGUAUAUGAUCGCAAAGAGAUACCACACGCAAUCUCACACGCACACGCACACUCAUACCAGCAAUAUGUCCACACGCGCAAUCUCACAAGUACACUCAUACCAGCAAUAUGUCCACACACAAACUCACACGCACACACACACUCAUACCAGCAAUAUGUCCACACACGCGUCAUGUGUCAUUAAGUAUGCGUGGAAUCACGUGGUCAGCUUAGGUUCAUUAUCUGGCGAGAAUAAUUAAUCCCUCUUGACAGUUUAUUGUAUCUCUGAAUGUUGAUAUAUUUGAUUAGUAUAUAAAUGGCUGUUAACUUUACUUUGCCAUAGAUAUGGUUGGUUGUUACAGGUGUGCCUGGUACGUAGAGCCAGCAGAAGACAUAGCAGGGGGCAUUGCAGUGUUAAUACCAGAUCUCACCACUUCACCACCGGACGCAGAGCCCCACUCAGACACCACAGACCUCCUCAGUGGAGAGAUGUAUCGGUGUCCUGGUAGAUGGUAGUGUUACUGUAUAUAUAUCAACUUGUUACUGUAAGCCUACUGUAUACAGCUCAAUCAAUUCAACCGCUACUGGGUUUUGUUGACCUUCAGACUGUUUUCAGUGGCUAAACCAGAUGUCGUUCCUUGGAUCUUGUUUCGGAAAAAUCUGUUUAUUUAUAUUUGAUUGUAGAAGCGUUGUUUUAUUAACAUAUGUUAACAUAAUGGAGGUGGAUGUGUAUUAAACAAUUCUCCUAUCAUCUCUCGGUUCCUUCUGCUCCUAAAGGCCCACUAGUAGGUUUGGUGGUGGAGGUGGUGGGGAAGACACUGGAUGCAUGUUCAAAUAUGUAUGUGAUGUAACAGAAUCCUGCUGUACUGAGAAAUAAACCUCUUUUCUUUAA
Molecule: messenger RNA, 2474 nt
Organism: Gadus macrocephalus (Pacific cod)
Lineage: Eukaryota; Metazoa; Chordata; Actinopteri; Gadiformes; Gadidae
Gene: arf3b
Product: ADP-ribosylation factor 3b
Exons: 5
Coding region: 84-713 (209 amino acids)
Biological process (GO): intracellular protein transport; vesicle-mediated transport
Cellular component (GO): cytoplasm; plasma membrane
Molecular function (GO): GTPase activity; GTP binding
Source: RefSeq, a predicted model, not a curated record